Diaporthe amygdali is the source of this 1371-nucleotide messenger RNA. Its product is annotated as glycosyl hydrolase family 10. The coding region runs from base 1 to 1371 and encodes 456 amino acids. The transcript has 4 exons. Gene Ontology annotation, molecular function: hydrolase activity, hydrolyzing O-glycosyl compounds. Gene Ontology annotation, biological process: carbohydrate metabolic process. The record is from RefSeq and is a predicted model, not a curated record. NCBI's taxonomy places the organism in Eukaryota, Fungi, Ascomycota, Sordariomycetes, Diaporthales, Diaporthaceae.
AUGCGUAUCUCCUCCAUCACGGGUCUGGCCCUCUCGGCCACCAUCCCAGCCACGGUCUCGGCGCAGCUGAACCAGCUCGCAAAGGCUGCUGGAAAAUCAUACUUUGGCACCGGUACUGAUAACGGGGAGCUGUACGAUUCAGCCUACGUCAAGAUCACAUCGUCGACCGAGAACUUUGGCCAGCUAACUCCAGCCAACGGACAGAAGUGGGAUGCCACAGAGUCGACUCAAGGGUCAUUCUCAUUCACGAAUGGGGACGUCGUUCCCAAUUUUGCCAAGAAGAAUGGCCAGAUCGUGAGAUGUCACACGCUUUUGUACCGUUCUCAACUGCCGUCUUGGGUGACGUCGGGGACAUGGACCGCCGAGACUUUGACUUCGAUGCUGGAGACUCACAUCUCCAAUGUCGCUGGCCACUACAAGGGUCAAUGCUACUCCUGGGACGUUGUUAACGAGGCCAUCGAUGAUGACGGAAACUAUCGAGACACCGUGUUCUUCAAGGCGCUCGGUACUGACUACGUCCCUCUUGCAUUCAAAGCGGCAGCUGCUGCUGAUCCAGACGCUAAGCUCUACUACAAUGAUUACAACAUCGAGGCCACCAAUGCGAAGCAGCAGAAGGCUGUGGAGCUCGUCAAGCUGGUGAAAGACGCCGGAGAACGAAUUGACGGUAUCGGUUUGCAAGGACACUUUAUCGUCGGUAGCAUGACCUCCCAGGAGGAUCUUGAGUCCGUUAUGAAUGAGUUCGUCGCGGCGGGCGUGUCUGAAGUGGCCUACACUGAGUUUGACGUCAAAUUCGAAAGUCUCCCUUACGACGAUGAGGGCCUCGAGCAGCAGGCACAAGACUAUACAACUGUCAUCAAAGCCUGCCUCAACGUCGAGGCUUGCGUCGGCUGGACCAUCUGGGACUGGACUGACAAAUACAGCUGGGUACCCAACACUUUCCCUGGCCAGGGCGGAGCUUGUCUAUAUGACGAGAGCCUUGAACCAAAGCCAGCAUAUUUCUCCGUCUCAUCGGUUCUGGCUGCAGCUCCCUCAUCUUCUGCUUCUGUCUCUUCUUCAGGUUCCAGCACCAGCGUUGAAGCCUCAGCAACUGAAGUCAUUAGCGCAGCGGCCAGCUCGGCCACCUUGACUGCUGCGAACCAGACACAGUCGACUGCUCUUUCAAGUGUGCCCACAACAUUGGUCACACUGUCAUUGAACGGCUCAGAAACAAGCUCUGUGGUACCAGCAAACCCAGCGACGCCCACUGUUGGCCAAGGUUCGGCAGCCACCAUACCAUUCGUGCUCUCCACUGUCACUGGAGGAGCUUCAACUGGGCGCCCCUCGCGCGUUCCGUGUGCAAAGAAACGCCGAUCUCUUGCUCAGAGGGGCUAA